AUGCCUAAUUUACUAUAUUUAAAAUUCGAAACAGGAGCAAUUAAUUUAAAUGGAAAUCAAUGGAAACAAAUCUUAAUAAAUUAUGUACCUAAGAUUAAAACAUUUCGAUUUCUAAUAAAAGUUUUAUCACUGAAAUAUAAUAAUGUAGAGAAACAUCUCGAAGAUUUCUUGAGUACCUUUCAAACACCAUUUUGGAUUGAUGAUCAUCAAUGGUUUGUUCGAUGUGAUUGGCCACAACAUACUAAUAAAGUAUUUGUUCUCUAUACUUUACCCUAUUGUUUUGGUAAUACUUAUAUUAUUUAUCAGAAUCGAUGGUCGAAAACAACUUAUCCUAAUGUUCGUGAUUGUAACCAUUACGAUCGAGUAAAGGAUGUAUUCCAUAAAGGACGUAUGAAUGAUUUAACUCUAUUUCCUAUAUACUAUCCAAACAUUCGUUGUCUGACAUUGAAAUUACCUUUCGAUAAUAAUUUUUGGACUAUAAUUCCAAGAAUAGAUCAAUUGAUCUCGUUGGAAGUAAUUGAAACACGAGAAAAUAAUCGAUCCAAAUCUCAACUGAAAGAUUUACUUAAUCGUGCGCCUCGUCUAGAUUAUCUAAGUGUUGAUGCGAUAUCAUUUUUACAUUUGAUACACUCGAAUAUUACCCAUACAUCACUUCGUCGACUUCAAUUGAAAUCUUAUCAUUCUCGAAUGAAUCACUAUUUAAAUGUUACACAAUAUUCUCUAUUGACUGAUUCAUUACUUGGACGCCAAUGUGAAGUUCUUUUAAUUCAUGUUGAAAAUCGAACAAUUAUCCUUGAUCUUAUACAUAAGAUGUACAAUCUUCGAGCAUUGAAUUUUGCAUGUCAAGAUGAUAAUUGGACCGACAAUGUAUCAUCACAUCCAAACGAUGAACUUGUUGAAUGGUUACGAAAUUCUUUGCCAGAAACAUAUUCAGUUAGUCGACAUCGAUCUCGUCUUGUACGAAUAUGGACUAAUCGGUAA
Molecule: messenger RNA, 981 nt
Organism: Rotaria sp. Silwood1
Lineage: Eukaryota; Metazoa; Rotifera; Eurotatoria; Philodinida; Philodinidae
Source: the annotation of a GenBank genome assembly